Molecule: messenger RNA, 2471 nt
Organism: Sycon ciliatum
Lineage: Eukaryota; Metazoa; Porifera; Calcarea; Leucosolenida; Sycettidae
Product: ATP-dependent RNA helicase DDX51-like
Exons: 15
Coding region: 114-1730 (538 amino acids)
Molecular function (GO): nucleic acid binding; ATP binding
Source: RefSeq, a predicted model, not a curated record
CACAAUUUCUAAAACUAAAAAAUAAUUGUGAUAUCUCGUGCAUGAGCAGAGCUGAGGUCUAGCUAGCUCUUGAGGUAUUCUCCACUCUAGCCUACGUCUGAAAACUAUCCAGGAUGAAUUCGGAAGAGGAACAGGAAAGCGAAGUUUUGACCCCUUCUGAAGAGGAUGAUGAGGCUGAGGAUCCGAAAGAUAAUGAAGAUGAUGCAGACAGUCACACACCAGCAACACCAUCGUCUCAAUUUCAAAUCUUGGGCACUGGGGGCCUCCGUUCUAGGCAAAAGGCUAUCGAAUCUUCCCUCCCCGAAUGGUUGGCAUAUCCUACAACCAUUGAUUACGAUCUACAACGACAUCAAGUAUCCGUCGAUGCUGUUUCAAUUUCAGGUCCAAUGAGAAAGACCUUGAAACGAAAUGGAAUUUCCUGUCUUUUCCCAGUACAAACCACCCUCCUCAAGGCCAUCUGUGCUGCCAAUGGCAGAGCGCCCAUCCACGAGAUUGGUCUACCGCCGCAAGAUUUGUGCGUCUCUGCUCCGACCGGCAGUGGGAAAACACUGGCGUAUGGAAUACCUGUUAUUGAGAGACUGUCAUGCCGUGUUGUUCCCGCAAUACGAGCGUUGGUUUUGCUUCCGACUCGUGACCUGGCACAGCAAGUGUUCCGUGUGCUCAAGUCCAUGUCAGCUCACACUGACCUUGAGAUAUGCUUGGCAACUGGGCAGACUGACUUUGCAAAGGAGCAAGCCACCAUCUCAUCCGAGUAUGUUGACAUCGUAGUGGCCACUCCUGGACGCCUGGUGGAUCACAUCUCAUCCACUCCUGGCUUUUCAUUGAAGCAGUUGGAAUUUCUGGUCCUGGACGAAGCGGAUCGGUUAUUGGAUCAGCCGUUCCAGGAUUGGCUCGGCAAAGUGCACGCAGCAUGUGGCUUUGCUCAACUUCGUGCAACUAGUUCCCUGUUAUUUGGAUCUGGACACAAGGUGCGGAAAAUGCUGUUCUCCGCGACUUUGACGCAAGAUCCCGAGAAGCUGUCCAAGUUGAUGUUGUUCCGCCCUCGGCUGUUCACGGUUGUGGACGAGUUGCAACUUCAGCAACAGCAAGACCAGUCCGGUCCCGUCACCGGUAACUUUGCGGGCCGAUACAGCACGCCUGCUGCGCUGACAGAACGGAUUAUCAUCUGCGAUGGCAGUCAGAAGCCGUUGCUGAUUUACCACCUUGUCAAGGACCAGGGUUUCCGCCACGUGCUGUGCUUCACUGGGUCACUGGAGUCCACACACAGGCUGUACACACUGCUGAAAAUCAUGGGCGGAAUCACGGUGGAACACUUCUCCUCGGAACUGACGCGUGGCCAUCGCAUGCGCCUCCUGGAGAACUUCAAGCUGGGCCGCUAUCAGCUUUUAAUCUGCUCGGACGCAAUGGCUCGUGGUAUGGAUAUAGAGAAGGUGGAGCACGUGAUCAGCUACGACGCGCCGCAGUUCAUCAAGACGCACAUCCAUCGCAUGGGCAGAACGGCGCGAGCCGGCAGGUCCGGGGAUGGCUACACUGUCCUGCGGCCUGAGGAGGUGCAUCAUUACAAGGCAAUGAUGCGUGCUGCUGGUAAGGACGCAUUCAAGAAACUGAAGGUUUCCGACGAGGAUCUGCAGGCACACUUUGAUCUUUACGAGGAUAGUCUUGGAAAGCUGCAGACUGCUCUCCAGGCAAGCAAAGACAAGAGUCGAGGGAAGAAGAGGAAGAGGACUUAGCCGUGGCUAUUGAACCUGUUGCCAUCUUGGCCACCCGUCGUACACUCGCCAACAGAAAACAGGCACUCUACCAGUGUAUCCGUGUGAAGUUUGAUUUCUGCCUCGCGUAUCCCUUUCAACUGUGCACCUGGAGAUUUAACGCCUUUUCCCUCAAUUUAACACCGGUUACCAUGCACCAGGGCUACUUUUCCUGUUGGCUUGUGGGGCGGUGGUGACUGCACAUGAUAUAGUACAGUGUAGUCCACAACCGUGAGGGCUGGUGCCAUGCAAUAUCUCACUAGGGUGUCCUGUUGCCUCGGAACCUGCUGGUCCACGAUGCGCCCGUCGGGUCUUGCAAUUCCAGAAUGCACAACUUGAGCUUCCCAGCUGUCUCCUCACAGAUCUGCUGCAGGUGUCUCAUUUCAAUUGUUUGUUCAUCAUAGCAGUCAACACUGUCAGGUUUGCUUGUGAUACUGGCAUUCAGGAUUCGAUGACUUUGAUGAACUGUACUGGCAUGUGGAGGUCCGAUUAUCUCUAACUGUAAUUCAGCAGUAUAUCAUUUAGAGGUUUUAGUGUUGAACAUCGAAUAAUUUAUACUUUAUUGGAACAGAUUUAAUAGUUGUGUUUUGGUGUGCAGAUGUGGAGGUUCUAAGCAUUUUCAUUACAAUGUCCUUGCCGACGCUGCCAGUGCCAACAUGCUUCUGUGACUGCCCACCUUUCACACACAUGAUUAUUAUGUCAACUCCCGACAUCUACUGGUGU